Molecule: messenger RNA, 1389 nt
Organism: Vollenhovia emeryi
Lineage: Eukaryota; Metazoa; Arthropoda; Insecta; Hymenoptera; Formicidae
Exons: 1
Coding region: 1-711 (236 amino acids)
Source: RefSeq, a predicted model, not a curated record
AUGGACGAGGGUACGAAAUACCGAGUGCCCAUCGGCGACGCCUGCGUGUCUAUGCGCGUGUGCUUCGACUCGCUGUGCUUCUCGUCGUCGCAGCAGCCGCCCGCCGACGAGGAGGACGACGCCGCCGCCGCCGGCGUCGCCGAGGCCGCCGUCACCGCCGCCGCCGCGUCGUCGACGCAGCUACCGACGGAAGGCGCCGCGGCCGUCGCCAGCGGCACCAGCAUCAUCGCCACGACCGCCACCACCACGCAAGUCACGCAAGUGGCGCACUUGGGUGCCGGUGGAGGUGCCGCGAUCGCCACCAUGGGCACCCUGAGGGAGCUCCAGGAGCUGCUGCGGGUCAAGGACGAGAGGAUCGCCGAGCUGGAGGCCGUGGUCGGCUGCCGGGACGCCGAGAUCCAGGAGCUGCGCAGCCACCUGGACAAGUUCCUGAGCGUGUUGCCCUUCAGCGCGGCGCCGCCGCUCACGCCGACGAAGCCGCGUACGCGCGACCGUGCCCAGGGCAUAUCCGCGGAGCCGCCGCUCCAGGAGCUUGCGACCCUCAAGCUGGUCGACAAGAGCGACAGGUUGGUACCACGCGGCCCGCUGUUUUUCCUGCCUGUUGCUCGCGGCGCGGCGCGGCGCGCGCGCGCGCCUACUCCUCCUCCUCCUCCUCUAUCGCUUUUUCCGCCUCUCGCGUACGCGCUUAGGCGCGAGCCUACUACUUCAUAAAAGUUUGAAUAAGCGCUACUUUUGACACGUCGAACGUGUCGCGGCCCCGAUAACUUUGACUCCGUAAUUGCUUCACUGGAAUCCCGAUACGUCCGGGAGGAGAUGCGUAUCCUUCCGGCUGCAAUCUCGGGCCGCGCGAGUGUAUUGUAGAAUCUACGCAAAAUUGGCCGACGCCGCUGGUGGACGCUCGAAAUAAUUUCGGCAGAUCUACGACUACGUGAAAAGCGAUCCACGCGCGUUUCCUCUCGCCCGGCGAGAAUUGAGAUAUUUUCCCCGCGGCUUCGGUCUUCGGUAUUUAGCACCUUCGCUCUCGACGCCGCCGGUCGCGUUGUCCACAUGUCAACAACUUCGGCUGCUUUCCUUUCGGAGAACACGGUCUACUAUAUUUUCGACACACGUCGCCUUCCAUCUAGGCCCGCAUACCGAACCCUCUUUCUGAAGGCUGUCAAAAGUGGUUUGUGGCCAAUCAGAAGGCUCAUUAGCCACUUUUAGAGGCGCAUUUAUCGAUAAAGGAGGGCCUCAAAGCCUUGUGUCCACGAUCCAAGAACUGUGUCCAAGUUCUAGUUUCAAGAAAUGCGUAGCCAAUCAACUUGCAGCUUUUCCAUAAAAGAUACAGGUUGAUUGGUUGCAAAUUUCUUGGAACCUGGACACAGUUCUUGAAUCGUGGACACAAGGCUU